AUGACGGUACAUCUUUUUGGUGCUGCAUCCUCACCAGGCUGUGCGAAUUAUGGUCUGAAGUACCUUGCCAAUGCUCACAAGGUUGAGUUCCCCUUAGCUGCUUGUUUCAUAAGCAGAAACUUCUACGUGGACGACGGCAUAACAAGUGUGCCAGAAACGGAGGAUGCUAUCCGUCUGGCAAGAGAAGCCGUUAGUCUUUGCAAGAAGGGUGGCAUUCGGCUACACAAAUUCGUAUCCAACAGCAAGAAAGUCAUUGAGAGCAUUCCGGACUCGGAACGUGCGAGUGGGAUUUCGGGUCAAGACCUCAGUUUCGAGGAUUCCUUUGAGCGGGCUCUCGGAAUCUGGUGGAACGUUGGUAACGAUCACCUUUGCUUCAAAAUAUCGCUUAAGGAGGCCACUGUGGCCUCAGCCUAG
Lytechinus variegatus (green sea urchin) is the source of this 414-nucleotide messenger RNA. RefSeq lists its product as uncharacterized. Bases 1 to 414 code for a protein of 137 amino acids. The transcript has a single exon. NCBI's taxonomy places the organism in Eukaryota, Metazoa, Echinodermata, Echinoidea, Temnopleuroida, Toxopneustidae. The record is from RefSeq and is a predicted model, not a curated record.